Cephus cinctus (wheat stem sawfly) is the source of this 6939-nucleotide messenger RNA. RefSeq lists its product as uncharacterized. Gene Ontology annotation, biological process: proteolysis. Bases 842 to 6727 code for a protein of 1961 amino acids. NCBI's taxonomy places the organism in Eukaryota, Metazoa, Arthropoda, Insecta, Hymenoptera, Cephidae. Gene Ontology annotation, molecular function: protein binding; serine-type endopeptidase activity. The transcript has 13 exons. The record is from RefSeq and is a predicted model, not a curated record.
GAAUUGUGCUUGCUGUGUGAAGAUCGCAGCUUGUCAGUCGACUCUCGACCGUCUUAGAGCGAAGACGUACACGAGCGUGUAAUGAAGUAAAAAUAAAAUUGAUAAUAAAAAGAAAAACAAUGAAAGGACCGAUCGUAGGGAAAAUAAAUGUUUUUUACAAAAGUGCAAUUUCUUUUUUCUAUAAUUUAUAGUCGAAUAAAUUGAGAUAAUAAAAAAAGUGAAAUUAUCUGACACAAGUGUCACGUGGGUUAUUUGAAAAAAUAAGAAUACUGUAUUAGCUCCUCGCUGAUUUUUCUGUGAUAAAGAUUGUAUGGACGAGAAAAAUAUUGUUUACCAGGGUCUAAGAGUUGUUUUGAAAAUUUAUUUUAAAUAAGGUUGAUCUUUCUCACGAUCCUGCACCAUAUAAAAAGUGUAUCAAUCCGUUGAUCUUGAAUGACUAAGGUAUCAUAGAUUUCGUAAUUGCCUGACGUCGACCUUACGCGAUUUCCCACGAUGCAUCGGUACGCGUGAGCUAAGCAGGCGUCGUGCAAGUCGCCAUGACCUUGUGAGCGUGUAAACAGGUAAACGCAUAAACAUUAUUUGUGCUGGACUCUCCUACGUAAGCUGUUGGUAAUACGCGGGAUUUUGCUGCUGGGAAUGUCAUAUUUAAAUUUUCGUAAUGCCUGGAAGUAACUGCCAGACAGUUUGGCGCGCGAUUCAAAGUUGAAGAGAAAUUUGCAGAGCUGUUUAUACCUUUAUUUCUGGAGAGUAAUCAUGCCAGAUCAAAGGAGUGCUUAACGUUAAUUAAGCGUGCUGAGAAAAAGGGGACUGCGAAGAUUUGGAGAGAAAAAAAAGAAGAAGAAUGGCGUCCAUAUGCGGCAGCAGCAAGAGUCAUCCUGGGUUGACGACAAGCAGUUUCUACAGGCCUGGCGCUUAUCCUUAUCAGAGCGAAUAUUAUCUUCCGCCAAGAUCAGCAUGGUCAAGGGUGCCACCGCCGAAAACGAAUAAGGCUAAUUCAAAAUGGAAAAUUGGCAGUGCUAUGUUAAUAAUAUCUGCUAUGCUUGUUCUGGUCGCUGUUCUUGCUAUAGCGGGAUUAGCAUUAUGGAUGGGAGCUCUGCGUACGGAUUCGAAAGAUGCCGUCAUUGGCUUCACUUGCAGCUUCAGAAUAGUAAGGGGGGAACGUUACAAUCCAAUGUUGAAGCUGAACACGAGUAUGGUGUUUCGUGAAAAAGAAAGAAAAUACAAAAAUAUUUUCGAACUUCUAUUUCGAAGAAGUAUCAUUGGCGCGUCGUACAAACAGACGGUAAUUGACAAAUUUGAAAAUGGUACCUUGAAAGUCUUCUUCAGACUGUACUUGGACCGAAGGAAGAUACCACGAUCAAUUACGAAUGUCGAAGACGUCAUUGAAGACAUAAUCGUCAAGGAGACGUACUCCACUACGUCGUUAUUCAAAACUAUGGAGCUGGAUCUGAAUUCGAUAUCUAUAAAAAGAAUUAAUCCGGAUGCUGAAAAUAGUCAGAAGGUCGGACAGCAGAGAAAUACGAUGAUUACAAAAAAUGGACUCUUACGAACGAAUAGAAACAAUUCUCUGGUAACAAGUUCAAAGCCAAAAAUGAAGCCUGUUAAGAUGGAGCCAAACGAAGCGGAAAUAGAUUUCACAAAUAUUCCGACCAUUCAAGGGACUUAUAUGGCUACGAAAAUUAACGAAACUGUUACCAAGGAGCCGAAGAUUGCCGAAACUAGCCGAACAACAAUUACAAGUACUUCGACGGUCGCCAUAACGGAAUUGCCGGUAAUUGACACUACGGUACCGUAUUUUUCGAAAACUAGUGAAAAAUUGGCAGUCACCAAAUCCAAUUAUCGUACAAGUACUGUUUUGGGCGAAACUACGACUGAAAAAAUUGUUGACGAUUUAUUUAAGGACUUCGUAAAUCCAGAUUUUGAAACUUCACCAUGGCGUCCAAUUAUACCGGGAUACAUUAAUACCGGAUCAAAAUUACACCCGGAAAGAACAAAACCAUCUUCUCAAUUGGAUUCCAUAAUUUCUGAUGUACCAAUUAUCGAAUCGGAUUCCGUUAAAAAAGAUGGGAAAGUAUCUUCGUCAAAAAUUCCGGAUGACACGAAAAAAGUGGAUGAAAAAAUUGAAGAAAAGGUUACCGUCAAAAGUACAGUCACUACCAACAUUCCUGAAUUCCACGAUUUCGCUAUUGCUCUACCCGAUUCCGGUAUAGUCAGCGUCGAAGAUACGGAUUUCCCACAGGACAGAAUCGUGCCUCAAGAGAUGGUGAACUUCCGGGUGAACAGUAAAUUCAAGAAUAAGAUACCGGAAGUUGAAGAACAGGUGACGAAUUUUAAUCGGCAAGAAACCGACAACAUCAAGCAUAACGUAGACUUAGAAGUUGCCGGACAAAUUCCACAGGAAACGUAUAACGUCCACUUGAGCACGAUUUCCGGUUUUGGAAAGAUCGAUAGCAGUUUACUAGAAUCCAAAAUAAACGACAAGAAAAUUACGUCCACAUUUACCACAAAGACAGUUCCACGAUUUACAGAGAGACCUGAAGUACAGAAUUUUGAGAUAAAGCAAAAAAACGGUACUCCAGAAUUUCCAACGAUCUUCUCCUUACCCACACUGGCGAUCACAACGCCAUCUGCUACUAUUAAACCAAUAUUUCCAAAUUACAAAGAAUCUUCAUCUACCGUUCCCCCAAAUUUAAAAAUUUCCGGUGUGGGCAUAGCCGAGCCAAUUCUUGACACUGAAAUUGAACUCGAGGGCCGAAAUCGGUUUUCUGAAACCGAAGCGAUCAUCGAAUCGGCCGAUGGCAUGCAGGAUCGAAAGGUUGAUCAGUUUCAACCAAUUUACACGAGUUACAGAACACCAGAUUUAAACGGCGCUGCCAAGCCUAGCCUUCUCGAAAAUCCAGGAACGUUAAAACCUUUUAGACACACUAUACCAUUUGAUAAAAUUGCAUCAGCUAUUGAUAACGAAGAUGAUAAUUUCGAGCCUGCAAUCGUGCUUCAGCCUUUCAGCAAUACUAAUACAACGCAAAAAGCAAUAAUAGAUACUGAAAAAAGCAAAAGAGAUAACGAAAAACCGAAAAAUGAUAAAGACCCCAAAAUUGAAAUUCCGAAAACAAAAAUAACUUCAAGUUCCGAUAAUCUUAAAGAAAAACUUAAUCUUAUCCAAUCGAACAUCACUGAAGAAUUUACGACGUUAGAAUCGGAAAAAACAGAAAAUACGAAAAAAAUAGAAAAUUUGGUAAAUACUUCGACACCGUCAUACAAGAAGGUACAGAUAGAGCUGAAGUACCAUGAACCGAUAACAGCAGACUCUGGUGAAAGCACAGAAAGCCUUAUCAGAAACCCAGAAACGCCACUGAAAAGUGCUAAGAUAGAAUUAUCAGAACAGCACAAGCCAAUCACGAAUAAGCAUACCGCCGUGAUAGAUGACGAAAAGAUGUUAAAAUUAACGACAACAGAAUUGUACUCGGAGAUACUUCAUCCGCAUCAAAACAAUAUUGAAAAAUUGACAGCUACCGAGCCAAGUAUUGAUUCUCAACCAGCGAAACUGACUGCGACGUCAUUGAGAAAUUUGACUUUUGUUGAAAUCGAUACAGUCAAACAUACACCAGGCGAAGUAAAGGAAUCUGUUUAUGAGUUACCGGAAGUCAAUGGUACUAGUUCAGUUUCGGCCAAUGAAACUUCAAAGAAGAUUUACAACGACACUCUCAAGGCUAAUGUUGUCCAGGAUCUGGUGACGUUGGCACCCGCCAAAAGUAACACUGGAGUAGGUAGACCCGUAAGACCAAGACCGAAACCUGAUGAACUGAAGAAUUUGAGGAAAAAUAUAAAGAAUAAUAAUACCGUGCAUCAUCAGAGUUCAUCAAUGAAAAAUACUGAUAGCGUCCUACUUGAACAGCUUUUCUCUCUUCAGAACGACAGAAAGGAUCCAGUGAGGCGUGACUCUGCCGAUCAAGAAAAAGAAUUAUUGAAGGAACAAAUUCCAGUAUCGGAUUUUGAACAAAUAGUCGAGGUUGUCACGUCUAUAAGUACUAAAAUUUCAUCGAAUGUCAAUGACAAAGUUCUUAUGAAGUUGGUCGUUAGUAACACAACCUCUAUACCAGUUAUUAAUACUGUGUCGCAUUCGAAUGUUAAUAAGUUUGAAUUUCCCGCCGUAAAUCGAGGAUCAGAAAUUAAUCAUGGUUUCGAUGAAAUUGAUGAUUUAUCUCGGGAGGAGGGUGUUACCGCUGUCGAUAAAGAAGAAAUAAUUGACAGCGAAGUGGAGGAAAUUGUCAAUACGACAAAACACAUUGUUUGGACCGAACAAAAAGCUCCACUUAUAUCGGCUGACCUUAGAAAGACAACACAGACGUCAGAUAGAAAAAUUUCAAAUUCGGAACGAGAUCAGAUGCUUUUGGAAAAAUUGAAAGAAUUCGCGGAAGUCAGAACAGAUGAUGAUAUAGGUAUGGUAAAUACGAAAAAUAAAAAUGGCAACAAUGGCAUCCAUUUUCAAAAUAUAUCUGACACUCAGAUUCGUAAUCAAAGUACAGACUCGUAUCAGACUUUACCGAAUUUUGAGGAUUUGAAAAAAAUUGCUGAUAUUUCGACUGGAAAUGAAACAGCUCUUAAAAAUACUACUUCGAAUUUUACGUUCAGUCGUGACGGUGUUCAAAUUUUUACAAAAGUCUUCAACAAAGCAGACGAACGGGUUGAUAAGAUGAUAUCAACUACCGAAGAAAAUAGGUUGAAGAAUAGCCAAAAAUGCAUCGGUUUUCAAUGCAACGACGGUCUGUGUUUACCGUCAGGUGCACGAUGCAAUAUGCUCCGAGAAUGUCAAAAUUCGGAAGACGAGCUCAAUUGCAGUUGUGCAGAUUUCUUAAAAGCCCAACUGCUUAAUCACAAAAUAUGUGACGGAAUUGCCGAUUGUUGGGAUUACUCUGACGAGACUGACUGCGAUUGGUGUCAACAUGGGCAUUUUGUUUGUGGCAAUAGCAGAUCGUGCAUCGAGCACAGCAAAGUUUGUGAUGGAUUCCGUGACUGUCCUGGUGGUGAAGAUGAAAAAAAAUGUGCAGCCUUAAUAGAAGAUAACGAGCAACAAUCCUAUGAAGGCUACAAUCCUAGUCUCAAAAAAAACAAUACAGAUUUAUUGUCAAAAGAAAUGCUUAACGAUGAAGAAAUAGCAGUUAAAGAACCAAACCCAAAUUCUGAUAUAGAUCAGAUUGAAGUUGAUCAAGAAGCAGUUGAGUCAUCAAUUUUGGAAACGACGACAUUUCGAAUAAUUGUAAAUGACGGUACUGGGGAUCACGUAUCGGCAGAAAUUUCCGACCAAAAAACGGAAGCUGAUCGAUCAAGACCAAAGGAGUUGGCUGCUUAUACCCAAAUGAAAACUAAAAAUAAUCCUGAAAUGGCGCUCGUCUCCGGUCGAGAAAUUUCAUCUGGUUCAAAGGAUAACGUGGUCCAUGAGAAUGCAUAUAUCGCAGGGACUGAUCUUAAUAUCCAUUCUGCAAACCGGAAGGAAGUGAACAGUUAUAGCGACCGAGGAUUUUUGAGUGUUCGUAAAAAUGGUCAAUGGGGUAAACUUUGUUUAGGCGGUAUGAAUAAUUUGCUUCAGGAACGUCAAGCAAUCUGGACCAUUGAAGAUCUGGGACGUGCUGUAUGCAAAGCCAUUACUUACCAGGACUACGAGAGAGUCGAAAAAGUAACCGAAGAAAAUCCGAAGCCAAAUCGACUUUACUAUAGUCUCUCUUACAGUGAAAAAUUCACUGAUAAAACCAGCUUAACAUUUAAAUCUUCAGAUUGUCCUAGUGGCGAAGUCUUGCGAGUCAAGUGCAAGAAUCUUGAGUGCGGAAUUAGAACCCAAGUCCCGACUCAGGCCAGAUGGCCUUUUUCGCGACGUUCCAGGAUUGUCGGUGGCGGAAGUUCGUCAGCUGGUAGUUGGCCUUGGCAGGUGGCACUUUACAAGGAAGGCGAUUAUCAGUGCGGAGGUGCAUUAAUUAAUGAUAAAUGGAUCGUAUCAGCUGCUCAUUGUUUCUAUCAUGCUCAAAGCGAAUAUUGGGUGGCGAGAAUAGGCACAACGCGCAGAGGAAGUUUUCCAAGUCCGCACGAACAACUUAUCAAAUUGGACCACAUUGCGCUUCAUCCCGAUUACGUAGAUAACGGUUUCAUAAAUGAUAUUGCGUUACUGAGACUUGAAAAGUCUGCAGCGUUCGGCGAUUACGUCAGGCCAAUUUGCCUACCGGAUGCGGAGCCGAAGAGCGGAACCACAUGCACUGUGACAGGAUGGGGUCAGCUUUUUGAAAUAGGACGAAUAUUUCCUGAUACACUGCAAGAAGUAGAACUUCCUGUUAUUUCGACGGAAGAUUGUCGCAGAAAAACACUUUUUUUGCCUCUCUACAAGAUCACAUCCGGUAUGCUCUGUGCAGGUUUAAAAGAUGGCGGAAGGGACGCCUGUCUAGGUGAUAGCGGUGGUCCGCUUGUCUGUGCAGAAUCUGACAAUAAAUAUACACUUCAAGGUAUCACGUCAAACGGUUAUGGCUGUGCAAGACCAGGAAGACCAGGUGUUUACACAAAAGUACAUCAUUAUCUACCAUGGAUCGAACGUAUCAUAUCAAAAAAUGAUAUUCAAAGUUCAGUAUCGUCUUGCAAGGGACACCGUUGUCCUUUGGGCGAGUGUUUACCAAAAUCCCGUAUAUGCAACGGAUUUUUGGAAUGUUCGGACGGAAGUGACGAAAGUGGAUGCAUUGGAAGUUAGAUUAUGUAAAGAGAAUUUCAAAAAUUGCUGUAGGAAGUGGCUCUUAAAAAAAAUUCUAUAUGACUAACGUCUAGAAAAGUAUUACCUUAGACGUUUAAAAAAACAAAGAAAAUAAAAAAAUAUUUAUAAAAAAAAGUAGUGGUAGACAAGUGUACAGACAUUUUUAUAGCAGCGUUCGUCUCGGAUAAAGAUUUUUAAAAAAUAAUUUACUA